Saitoella complicata NRRL Y-17804 is the source of this 939-nucleotide messenger RNA. RefSeq lists its product as uncharacterized. NCBI's taxonomy places the organism in Eukaryota, Fungi, Ascomycota, Saitoellomycetes, Saitoellales, Saitoellaceae. The record is from RefSeq and is a predicted model, not a curated record. The coding region runs from base 1 to 939 and encodes 312 amino acids. The transcript has 4 exons.
AUGAGUUACCUACCGGUACCCUCACAAGUAAACAAAACACCAGGGCCGUCAAUUAUGCCAAGAGGAACAAAGAACAAGACUGCCCCGGCAGCGGCCGCACCAGCCAAAGCAACCGAGAAACGCGUUCGAGAACCCGUAGAAGAACCGCCCGCAACAGGCGACUCCACAACCUCCUCACAGACCAGGAAACGAAAAGCAGUAGACGAAGAUGCCUUCCAACUCCCCACCCUCAAAUCUCGCUCCCGCAAAAUCCGAAUAACUUCCGCCUGGCACCCCCUCCCCGCCUCCGCAAUUGAAACACUCAUGUCAACACUUGAAACAACCGCCCUCCCAAUCUUCUCGACUGCUAAAUCCGACUCGCGACGAAGGGAGACACAAGCGGUGUUGCAACACGCUUUUAGGAAGAUUGAGAAUGCGUUGAGGAAAUUACCGGUGCCGCCAGGCAGCGGAGAGGGUAUCGAAUAUGAGAAAGUCCUGGACCAGAGCCGCACUUUAGAAACAGGUCUCGUUACGGAUUUGGAGCAGGUUGGGGUGUUAGAACGGGAAUUGGAGAGGGAGAGAAGAGAACUGGAGGAGGAGGUGGAACAGUUGAGGGAGCUUGAAACAAACGCGAAGGCUGCGGCAGGGGAACGAAGGAAGAGGCAAAAGAAGCUCCACCCCCUCCUCCAAACCACAACCGAACCCUCGCCCGACGACGACAUCGCCUUUCCUGACCGCGUCAACCUCAAACGCACCUCAUCUUCGACGUACGAUACCGCAAACGAUAAAACACUAUGCUCACUCACGACACAACUCGAACAACACCUUACCUCGAUCCAGAAUAAUGUUGCAAAGGUUGAGGGCGUGGUAGGGGUUGCGAGUAAGGCGGAGGGGGCGUUGAUGAGGUUGAUGGAUCGGAUUGGGGUGUGUGAGGAUAUUGCGCUGGGUGGAUUGAUCUAG